Bacillus rossius redtenbacheri is the source of this 3077-nucleotide messenger RNA. RefSeq names its product glucose dehydrogenase [FAD, quinone]. The record is from RefSeq and is a predicted model, not a curated record. Gene Ontology annotation, molecular function: oxidoreductase activity, acting on CH-OH group of donors; flavin adenine dinucleotide binding. The coding region runs from base 87 to 1946 and encodes 619 amino acids. The transcript is spliced from 4 exons. NCBI's taxonomy places the organism in Eukaryota, Metazoa, Arthropoda, Insecta, Phasmatodea, Bacillidae.
UGCGCCUGGGGGUCACGGCCGCGGCUAACUCUUCAGUCCUCCGCAGCCUACAUGGAGCACCGCAGUCGCAGGGGCGGGCCCGCGCCAUGAGCGGCCUCGCGGUGCUGCCGGCCGGCCUGGCGGGCGCCGCCUCCAGCGUCGCCUGGUUCGUGCCCGUGCUCGUCGCGGCCAUCGCCUACUUCCACUACGAGCUCAUGGACCCCGAGUCGCGCCCCAUCGACGUGGAGACGCAGCUGCUCAGCGCGCAGUACGACUUCGUCGUCGUGGGCGCCGGCUCCGCCGGCGCGGUGCUGGCCAACCGCCUGACGGAGCUGGAGCCGUGGACGCUGCUGCUGCUGGAGGCGGGCGGCGACGAGACCGAGAUCUCCGACGUGCCCCUGCUGGCGGCCUACCUGCAGCUCAGCAAGCUCGACUGGAAGUACAAGACGGAGCCGCAGGGCACCGCCUGCCUCGGCAUGAAGAACGGCCGCUGCAACUGGCCGCGCGGCAAGGUGAUUGGCGGCUCCAGCGUGCUCAACUACAUGCUGUACGUGCGCGGCAACCGGCGCGACUACGACGCGUGGCAGUCGCUCGGCAACCCGGGCUGGAGUUACGACGACGUGCUCUACUACUUCAAGAAGUCCGAGGACAACCGCAACCCGUACCUGGCGCGCACGCCCUACCACUCGACGGGCGGAUACCUCACGGUGCAGGAGGCACCGUGGCACACGCCGCUGGCAGCCGCCUUCGUGCAGGCCGGCGAGGAGAUGGGCUACGAGAACCGCGACAUCAACGGGGAGUUCCAGACCGGCUUCAUGAUCCCGCAGGGCACGACGAGGCGCGGGUCGCGCUGCAGCACGGGCAAGGCCUUCCUGCGGCCGGCGCGCCUCAACAAGAACCUGCACGUGGCCAUGCACGCGCACGUGACCCGCGUGCUCAUCGACCCGCGCACCAAGACCGCCUUCGGCGUCGAGUUCCUGCGCGACGGCAAGCUGCAUGUGGUGCGCGCCAGCAAGGAGGUCAUCCUGUCGGCGGGCUCCGUCAACUCGCCGCAGCUGCUGAUGCUGUCGGGCGUGGGCCCCAAGGAGGACCUGCUCAAGCUCAACAUACCGGUGGUACAAGACCUGCAAGUGGGCCACAACCUCCAGGACCACAUCGGCCUGGGCGGCUUCACGUUCAUCAUCAACAAGUCCGUCUCCCUCGUCCAGUCCAGGUACGAGAACGUCCUCUCGGUCCUCAACUACGCCAUGUUCGGCGACGGCCCGCUGACCGUCCUCGGCGGCGUGGAAGGCUUGGCGUUCCUCAGCACCAAGUACGUGAACGCUUCUCUCGACUACCCGGACAUCGAGUUCCACUUCAUCUCCGGAUCCACAAACUCUGACAGUGGCCGGCAGAUACGAAAGGCGCACGGCAUAACGGAGGACUUUUACCGCAAGGUCUACGAACCAAUCAACGACCGAGACGUGUGGAGCGUCUUCCCCGUUCUCCUACGCCCGAAAAGUAAAGGCGUCAUCAAGCUGAGAAGCAAGAAUCCUUUCGACUAUCCCUUGAUCUAUCCCAACUACUUCUUUCAUCCGGCCGACAUGGCUACCCUCGUGGAAGGAGUGAAGGCGGCUCUCGCAAUGAGUCGCACUAAAGCCUUCCAACGCUUCGGCAGUCGCAUGCACGAGAUCCCCUACCCAGGUUGCACCCACAUCCAGAUGUACACGGACGAGUUCUGGGAGUGCCUCAUCAGGCACUACUCCGUGACCAUCUACCAUCCGGUGGGCACGUGCAAGAUGGGCCCCAGUUGGGACCCCAGUGCGGUCGUCGACCCCGACCUCAAAGUGCACGGCGUCGACAGGCUCAGGGUGAUCGACGCGUCCAUCAUGCCCACGCUUGUCAGCGGGAACACAAACGCGCCUGUCAUCAUGAUCGCCGAAAAAGGUUCUGAUAUCAUUAAAGAAUACUGGAUGAACAAAUCAUAAUUAUUGAUAUUUAAGGUUGUUGGCUAUAGAAUAAUCUGUUGAAAUUCUUGAAACAAUAUCGAGUAAUACAUUUUCAUCACUUAAAAAUCAUAAAACUUAUCAGUACCUGUAAUGUACUGAUAAAUGUUUCUUGACAUACGUUGGGCGACCUACAGACCAUCAUAAACCGUUAUUGGCCUAGUCUACAAAAAAAAUUAAACGUGUUCAUUGUGCUUAUAUAUCACGAAAUUUUGUAAAUAUGUAAAUACGAGGGCGUUUGCGUGAGCGCGUACCUUAAGGAAGCAAUAGGGCUGUGCGAUACAUCAAUAUAUUGACGCCAAUGCGAUAGGUACGGUGGAAAUAUUUAAAGGGCUAUAUUAAACACCGUGAUAUUUGCGAUGUAUUAAACAUAGCGAUAUUUUUAUCAUACAGCACAUUGCGAUGAAUAUUUGCAAUAUUUGUUUCUUGCAGUUUGCUAAUUAAAAUGAGUUAUUCUCAAUAUUUGCAGAAGUAUUAUUAACGAUAUUUCCGAAAUUCGUAUUACUGAAAUGUGCUGUAUUAAACCAGUUUUGUAAUGUCAGUAUCAAUAUUUGCAGUGUCGAUUUUUAAGCCAAUUUUGCGAAGCAAUAUCAAUAUUUCCGAUACUAAUAUUAGCGACACCUAAAUUAUCAAUACCGAUAUAAGCAAUAUAUAACAGAAAAUUUUGCUGGUUUAAAGAUCAAUAUAUGACGCCGUUUUCAAUAUAGCUUCCAAGUAUCUCAGCUAUGUUGAAAAAGUGAUAUCGCACAGCCUUAGUAGCACGUGGACGCGUGAUUCAAUACAUACAAUAUUUUUCUGCGGGCGAGUUGGCUAUGGAUACAAGGCUCGACAGAAGUAAAACUUUUACGAACGAGUAAUAAUGUGGUGGAAAUAAUGUUGCACAUUCUUAAAGUACCUACAUAUUUAACAAGGUCUACAAAAGUGUAAAAUAAUAACGCACUUGCCUGCUGAGAUAUAUAUAUUUUAGUUGAAAAUAAGUUAAUGUUUCAGCCAAAUAAAAAUGUUUAUCAAUGUAAUGUAAAAACGAUAAAAAAUUAUAAAUAUAUAGAAUUUUGCAGAAUGUUUUGAAUAUUUCGGUGUGUUUUCUAAUAAAGUGUUUGUAGCUACAGUUUA